CAAACAAUCAUUAUUUUGAGAAUUCGCGCUUGCUGGGUUGAGAUUCCUCGUACUAGCUUUGUACAUGUAUAUGAUGAAGUUCUGUCGACCUUUUACCUCGAAUAUUCGUUGAUUGUUUUCAUCAGCAAAAUACGGAGUUUUUGGACAGAAAUCAUUAUUUUCGGGCCGUUACUUGAGAUGUUUGUCUAGUCUUUUAAUGCUUUGUUGAUGUUUACAUAUGUGUCCCCUCAGCUGAUUGGAAAUUUGAUAGUCAAUGGCUUACGAUUAUUUCACCAAGGCUGACUAAUCAAGCGAAGCCUCCUCGCUACGCUGCAGUGAUUUUUGUACACUGUAAGGACAAUAUGUGCGUGAGGCAUGGCAAGAUAUUAACCGUUUGAGAGUUGAUUCCAACGGACGGCCCGGCAACUGAAGUGAAAGUCCUCAAUAAUGGGCAUCUCGUGUGUCCAGAGCGCGGAAGUCAUCACUGGUACUUCAAAAAAUCAGUUGAAAUCGUCUUGCAGUCGCUGUUUUGCAGGUCCAAGAGACAUGAGAGAUGGCUAUCUUAAGAAUGCUCUGCAAAUACCAGUCUCUGAAAGUGUCUCUUGGGGCUGGAGUGGGGAUUUACCUUCUGUUGACUCUUGUCAGCUUUGGCUUCAACAAGGUCAUUUGGAGCCCGCGUGUGGUGCACCGUGACAAAUUCAAUACCAACUUUGGUGACCAUUUUGAUAAGUGGGUCGCCCAUCGGCAGCAUCUCCCAAGAUCGUCGGUCUUCGAUGCCAAUAGUGACAGGAUUUUUUAUAGCAAUAUCCAGGGAUAUAGUGACAAAAAGCUCUCCUCGUCAAGGACAAAAGCCGACGGAAGUUUCGCAGAACUGAAAAGACUUUUUGGAGUGGACGUUUUCGGCGGAGAUUCCAGUGACGUCAACCCUCCAAUGCUUCCGCCGAGUCUGAACCUGGAUGAAGUACCCUUCAUGAGAGAUUCGCAUUAUAAACCAUCAGAAUGUCCUAAGACAGUUUCAUCCAUAACCAAGUACUCCCGCUGGUUCAGAGAGCGAUUUCAGCCAGACAUUAAGAUCCUCCUAGAGAGGACGGACGUUGAUGUGUACUCUGAUUACUACAAGCUCCUGCACUACAGACUUCCGUUUGGCCUCAGACUGUCCAAUAAGACUCAGCUGACCACCAUUUUGAACCACCCCAGCUUCACCAACUUACCCCUCUAUGCCGAGGGCAGACCCCAGGGUUGCCUCAGCUGCGCCGUGGUUGGCUGCGGUGGUAUCCUGAAUGGGUCUGGGGCAGGCGCAGAAAUUGACAGCCAUGAUUAUGUUUUCAGGCUGAACCGCGCUUUGUCCACUGGUCGCUAUGCAGAGGACGUUGGGCACAAGACCAGCUACUACACCUUCUUCCCAGAGUCCAUGCAUGCAAAGGAUGUAGAGGAUAAGAAUGCUACAUUCUUUUAUGCCAUGUUCAAAGCAUACGACCUGGACUAUGCAAUCAACAUGCUGAACAACGACGAUCCCCCUAGAUAUUUCAGUAGAGGGAGAUUAUAUCAUCUGAGAAAGCCAAAUAUCGACAAGCGAAAGCUGAAGAUCAUCCAUCCGGACUUCUUCCGUUACGUCUUCACAAGGUACUUGGACAACAAAGCCGUCCGGCCGACAACAGGAGCCAUCGUCGUCUUCCUGGCCCUGCAUCUCUGCGACGAGGUGGACAUCUACGGCUUUGGCUAUGACCCCCGCUUCACCUUGCACUACUACGACCGGACCUUCCAGUCGCACACCGACUGGGGCACGGCACUGCACGACGUGGACAACGAGCGCGAGCUCUGGCGCAAACUGCACGAGGAGGGCGCCCUCAGGCUGUUCAAGAGAGACUUGUGAAAGGCCACUCAAGGCACCGCAAGUUGAGGACUACGGGUAAACGAUCUCGUACGAUGGACGGCAGAAUACAUGCAGGUAGUCAAGCAUCGUUUAGCUUGAACUGAGGUAUCUUGUAGACAUUCAAUGUGAUUGGUCAAAGCCAGAUGGGCAUACAAUAAGGGAAAACCUGUGCUAUCAUUACCUUGAAACUGGCAUCAUUUUGCCCGAGAUGAGUCUCUUUUUAACCCAAAUAAAUUCACACAGUCGCUGUCAAGGAAGAACAUCUUUAUAUAAACAAUACUUACAAAUUGGCUACAAGCACAAAGGUUUAUCCUUUACGAAUACAGGGUGAGGGUUCCCCUCGUUUUCUCAGAAUGACGCAAUCUACAUUCAGAAUUCGCAUCUUGGCAGGACCCCCCCA
Messenger RNA from Acanthaster planci (crown-of-thorns starfish), 2252 nucleotides. Its product is annotated as CMP-N-acetylneuraminate-beta-galactosamide-alpha-2,3-sialyltransferase 1-like. Lineage: Eukaryota; Metazoa; Echinodermata; Asteroidea; Valvatida; Acanthasteridae. The record is from RefSeq and is a predicted model, not a curated record. Gene Ontology annotation, molecular function: sialyltransferase activity.